Messenger RNA from Stylophora pistillata, 1747 nucleotides. RefSeq names its product transmembrane reductase CYB561D2. Gene Ontology annotation, molecular function: transmembrane monodehydroascorbate reductase activity. NCBI's taxonomy places the organism in Eukaryota, Metazoa, Cnidaria, Anthozoa, Scleractinia, Pocilloporidae. The record is from RefSeq and is a predicted model, not a curated record.
AGUACUUUUUAGGACUAACAUGUCAAAGGAUUGCGUGCUUAAGAUAGUUCUCCUCAUACUUCCCAUACUAUUAAAGCUUAAGAAUGCGACUCGCCUUUGUUUUUACGAUAGUCCUGGGAGAGCGUAGGUGUAUGCCAUUAGUGGACCUGGGGCGAGUUUUAAAAGGAAGGGUAAGACUAGGGCAUUUUGGUUUCGCCUCUCGCGAGGCUUGCACGGGUCUCGCGUGGUGAAAAACAAAGAAAUACUAUUUCUGCUACUCAUUUUGUACCAGCUUCAGGCUUACCAUAAAAGAUGUGAAAUUACACCUUGGCCCAAAAACAUAUAUUAGUUUUACCAGCUGGAUAUUCUUGACAAAAAAAAAUUUGUCAGCUGGGAAGGGACGUUAUCGUGUGAACGAGCAAGAUAUGAGAUAGCCGGACCUCCCAACCUCGUUCUCAGGAUCUUUUCCCUUAGAAGGGAAAGGGCCCUGGGAAUAAGGUAGCAGACCUCUAACAGGGGCCUGCGCCUGUGCCAUGAGCCUCGGUACCAGAAAAGCCGGGCUUGGGUUAGUGAUGACCUUGGCGACGCCUGCACAAAUAAUUUUUCUCAUCACGAGAAAGAUAAACGAAUAUAGCUUAACUUUGGUAACGCGAGAAAGAUUUCACAUGGUGAAACUCCCCGCUAGCUGCUAGGAGCUGCAUUCCUCUCCCCAGUCCCCACACGACUCCCUCCUUCUCCCCUCCCCUCUCCCCUCCGGCCUCCCUCUCCGAUUCUCUCCACAAUAGCUCGCGUAUUUUAUCAGAAAUAAAGAUGCGCGGUUACCAAUGGCAGAACAGUUAAUAACGAACGAAGUAAAGGAGGCUGUGCCUGAUAAAAGUGUUGGCGAUCAGAGGAGCAUUAUUUUGAAAAUGGUUCAUAUCGUUGCUGUAGGACUCUCUCUGCUGGUGAUCUGGCUUGCUCAACCUGGAUCAAGUCUGUUUUCAUGGCAUCCUACUCUGAUGGCCUUGGGUUUUUGCUUCCUGAUGAUUGAAGCAAUCCUGAUGUUUUCACCCCAAAGCUCUCUCAUCGCCUCGGUUCCUCGUGCUACCAAGGUCAGACUACACUGGAUACUUCAAACCUCAGCUGUGAUUGCUGCCUUGGGAGGCUUUGCUGCCAUCUACUACAACAAAAAUAUUUACAACAAACUCCACUUUCAAAGCUGGCAUGGAUGCCUGGGGUUAUGUACUGUGAUUGUUAUCUGUCUCCAAUCUCUGCAAGGUGUUGGGGUAUUGUACUCAAAGCUACCACUUGCCAGCAUGUUGAAGCCUAGACAACUGAAACAACUGCAUGCCAUGUGUGGGUCAUUGGUGUAUCUUUUUUCCUGCGUCACUCUUUGCUUGGGUUUUUAUUCAAACUGGUUUGUGAAGAACACAAACAUCUAUGUCCAGGGGGGGAGUGUGAUAUCAGCUAUAUGUCUGAGCAGUAUUGUGAUUGGACAAGUUUAUACAGAGUAUGGCUUGAAGAGACAUCCAGGAAAAUAAUUUAGUUAAAAAUAGGCACAGCUGACAUCUCUGUUAAUGGAGAGCCCUAGAAAGCAUCAAAAAUACUUUGGAAAAUAUGCUACAAGUGUAGUCUCUUCAAUAAUAUUCCAAAAAGGAAAGACUAAUUAUAAAACCACUGUUUGUCAGUGAUUUACCUGUAGUCAACUCACUUGAAAAAAAACAUCCACUGUAAUUGCAAACAAGCACUCCAAAGGUUUCAAUAAAUUAUCACAAAAAAGGAGCAAAUA